CUAUUAAGGUGGAUCGUAGUAACCUGUGCCGUGGUGACGCGUCAAACAAUCGACAGUUAUACUAUAGAUAUAUAUUUUUUUUUCGAAAAAGUGGUGACAAGUGUGCAUCACAAUGUUUUGAUUUGUUUAUUGUUUGGUGGUGUUUGUUAAUGAUGGAUUCCAGCGCACUCUUCGUUUUUUUGAUCGGACUGGUCGUGGCGCAAGGUGCCCAAGUUGUCGUAGAGCCCCGGGAAGUGCUAGUCCUCCCUGGAAGCAAUGUCACCGUCAUGUGUCGAGUGGAAGUACCCCUCCAGUACUGUCGUGUGGAAAUCCCCGGGAUGCAACCUCUAAAUCUCAACUCAAAACUGUCAAAUAGUGAGGUUGCCUACUAUGGGGGAGGCCUGCCUGCUGGACAAUGCGGGUUUCGGAUAAACAGAGUGACUGAGAGAAAUAACGGGGUGAUUAAAUGUACUUUGGGGAUUGAAACGGAACCGACGGAGUCUAUUGGCAUGGUCCAACUCAUCGUAGCGAAAGCCCCAAGGUAUCCAGAACUGGACUUAAGCCGAGGCACUGACUCGGUCAACAUUUACAAAAUCAACGACGUCCUCCAGGCCUCCUGUAUAGUCAAAGAUGGCCGGCCUGUAGCCAACAUUUCAUGGUAUCUUGAUAAUGAGCCGCUCUACAGCAACGAUCUCAGUAUGCCAACUGUGAUCGAUUUGGCCAAAGAGAAUCUCCAAUCAAAAGUCCAGAAUUUGACACGUGUGCUACAGGCGUCCGACAAUGGCAAACAUUUACGGUGUGUGGCUUUCCAUCCCGCCUACCCUGAUGGUAGGGCCGAAACGUCGCGCCAACUUGAUGUUAAAUUCGCUCCGUUGCCUCAAGGGGAGAUUGACAAGUUUGGGUAUAUCAUAGGGGAGGCUGGGCUUAUCACGGUGGUGGUCGAGGCCAACCCUAAGCCCAUUAUCGAGUGGGAUAUCGGGGGAGAGAGGAUUAGGGAGAGGGAGAAUGAUCACACGGGGCGCUUGGAGGCUGAGCCCAUCAAAGAUAUGGGAAAUGGACGCUACGAUGUUAGCUUAAGGAUCGCAGCUAUAAACAAACACGACACUGAGAAAACCUACUAUUUGAGGACUUACAACGACAUGGGAAGUACCGAUUACACGAUCAAAAUUUCCACAAGUCCAGAACCUGAAGGCUUUCACAAAUUCCUCCACCAAACCAAACUGUACGGUCUCGAGCUCGGCAUUGGAGGAAUCAUCGGCAUCAUCGUCUCCAUCCUCAUCAUCCUCCUCGUUGUUUUCCUCCUGGUCUUCGCCAAAGUGACCGGCAGGUGGUGCUUCAGCGAUGGCGCCACGGUGAUCGACUACACGACGGGCGACAGCGGGCAUCACGUGACCGUGGAUGGAGUGAGUGGGGAUGGAGUUGAUAAUCCGCACCACCAGGUGUCGCAAGAGUACAUCAACGGGAACGAUGUGAAGAAAGAUGAGAAAAAGAUUGAUACGGCGGUGUAAUCUAGGGACUUUAAUCGAAUUUUGUGUUGGUACGACUGCUGUAGGUUAGGUUUCCUCCCCUGAUUCUCAAUGUGUAAAUAUCGUCGUGAUUUUUGUGACAAUGGGGCGCUCUAUGCCCUGUAAUAAUACUCAAUUGUUUCAAUUUUUACUGCCAUAUUGCAAUCAAAAAUGAGGGGUGAGUGCUACAAGGUUGGCAACGCUGCGCGAAACAUUCCAUAUAUUUUUCUAAUUUUAGUGUAUAUUUUAUUGUAAUAUAAGAAUAAUUAGUUUAUUUUUUUACGUAACUUAAUUCUCAUCACGUCUAUUUAUUCGCCCAUUCUCGGAUUAUUUAUACACAUUUCUUAGCAAUUCGUUCAAGUGUUAAGAACGCUGUUUAAAACAAUUAUAUAUUUAAGAGAUGAAAAUGAUAUUAAUGUAAAAAUUUUGUAUGUUAUAUGUACUUAAAUAUUUAGAAAUAAGUUGACCGAUAAUUAUAAAUUGUUUUAUAAAUAAAAGUAUAUGAGAGAA
Tribolium castaneum (red flour beetle) is the source of this 1994-nucleotide messenger RNA. It is a transcript of the gene Fas3, whose product is annotated as Fasciclin 3. Gene Ontology annotation, biological process: cell-cell adhesion. Gene Ontology annotation, cellular component: cell-cell junction; plasma membrane. The transcript has 8 exons. Gene Ontology annotation, molecular function: cell adhesion molecule binding. NCBI's taxonomy places the organism in Eukaryota, Metazoa, Arthropoda, Insecta, Coleoptera, Tenebrionidae. The record is from RefSeq and is a predicted model, not a curated record. Bases 150 to 1487 code for a protein of 445 amino acids.